Rotaria sp. Silwood2 is the source of this 675-nucleotide messenger RNA. The record is from the annotation of a GenBank genome assembly. Lineage: Eukaryota; Metazoa; Rotifera; Eurotatoria; Philodinida; Philodinidae.
AUGAAUCGACAUGUUACAUCUUGCUAUUCUAGCAUUAAUCAUAUCUGUACGAAGUCAUCACCAAUUGAUACACAACUACGUCUGCUUCCAUUAGACACCUUAUUCGAUUCAAAUAUAUAUUUAGACAAUACGACAACCGAGAAUGAUAAGAAUCAAAUUUCAAAUAAAGUUCAAAUAGUAUCACCAUCAUCAGUCAUGGUAACAACAUAUUCGAAUCCACCUUUCAAUCAAACAAGUAGAAUUGCUGAUCAUGAUCGUUCUUAUACUACAUAUGGUGAUCUCGAUCGACAAGCUGUUGUUAUGCUUUGUCAAUUUAAUCUUCAAGCCUCACCAUCAUCUUCUCGUUUGACACAUAAUAAUCUUGCAUGGAAUGAAUAUAUUAAGAAAAGUCUAAAUUUUCUGGAAUAUGGUCAGUUUCAAACAAUAAAAACACGCAGACAUCAACAACGGCCAUCAUCAUCAUCAGUAUUAACAACAACAACAACAACAUCUUCUAUUCGAAUUUCAUUCGAUAAGAAUCAGUCAUUAAUACUAAAAAUAAAAACAAACGUACGAAAGCAAACAGAAGAACGACGUAAACAUAAUAAUCGAAAAACUGAACAAAGAAUUAAACGAGCACAAACAAGUAUUGUUUUGAAAGAUGAACCUAUGGAUAAAAUUCACACGUAUCAAUGA